Microsporum canis CBS 113480 is the source of this 375-nucleotide messenger RNA. Its product is annotated as 60S ribosomal protein L22. Gene Ontology annotation, molecular function: structural constituent of ribosome; RNA binding. Lineage: Eukaryota; Fungi; Ascomycota; Eurotiomycetes; Onygenales; Arthrodermataceae. Gene Ontology annotation, biological process: cytoplasmic translation. Bases 1 to 375 code for a protein of 124 amino acids. Gene Ontology annotation, cellular component: ribosome. The record is from RefSeq and is a predicted model, not a curated record. The transcript has 4 exons.
AUGGGAGCAGCCCGUUCUGCUAAAGGCAAGCAGCAAAAGGUUACCAAGAAGUACAUCAUCAAUGCUUCUCAACCUGCCAACGAUAAGAUCUUCGAUGUCUCCGCUUUCGAGAAGUUCUUGCACGACAAGAUCAAGGUCGAGGGUCGUGUAGGCAACCUUGGCGAAUCCGUCCAAAUCUCCCAAAUUGGCGAUGGCAAGAUCGAGGUUAUCACUCACAUUCCUUUCUCUGGCCGAUAUCUCAAGUACUUGACGAAGAAGUUCCUCAAGAAGCAACAGCUACGUGACUGGCUCCGCGUUGUCUCCGCCUCCAAGGGUGUCUACGAACUCCGAUUCUACAACAUCGUCCAGGAUGAGGCCGAGGAGGAUGACGAGUAA